Seriola aureovittata is the source of this 1665-nucleotide messenger RNA. RefSeq names its product general transcription factor IIH, polypeptide 4 (gene gtf2h4). Lineage: Eukaryota; Metazoa; Chordata; Actinopteri; Carangiformes; Carangidae. Bases 39 to 1562 code for a protein of 507 amino acids. The record is from RefSeq and is a predicted model, not a curated record. Gene Ontology annotation, cellular component: transcription factor TFIIH holo complex; transcription factor TFIIH core complex. Gene Ontology annotation, biological process: nucleotide-excision repair. The transcript is spliced from 14 exons. Gene Ontology annotation, molecular function: ATPase activator activity; double-stranded DNA binding.
UCACAUGAUCUGGAACGUUCACUGUGCCGGAAACAUGGAUGCUUAGCGAAACAGAACUACAUGAUGUCAACAAUGCAGUUAUAUUCUACUAUAGACUAAUUUCAAAACCGGGAAUUCCUCGAUAUUUCAAAUCAACCCUCACGAUAAUGAAGCUGCGUGUCCAGCUGCAGUGUAAGAAUUUGCAUGAAUACCUGAGAGAGCUGAGUCCUGACAUACUGGACAAACUCUACAACCAUCCAGCAACAUGUCUGGCUGUCUACAGGGAACUCCCUUCUCUGGCCAAGAAUUAUGUGAUGCGUAUGCUGUUCCUGGAUCAGCCCCUGCCCCAGGCAGCAGUGGCAUUGUGGGUGAAAAAAGACAGUCAGAAGGAUCAUGAUGAAUGUGUCUCAGUGUUGGCGGGACUCCGCCUCUGGCACAGUCAGCAGCUGCAGGGCGGCCUGCAGGGAUACAUUUUAAACCCAGUGUUCAAAGACAACCUGAGGAUAGCCCUGCUCGGCGGGGGCCGGGCGUGGGCCGACGAGGGCAGCACUCUGGGUCCCGACCGCCACGCACGGGACAUCGAGAGUCUCGACCGCUACGCCAUGGAGCGCUGGGAGGUCAUUCUGCAUUUCAUGGUGGGUUCUCCCAGUGCCGCUGUCAGCCAGGACCUGGCUCAGCUGCUGGUUCAAGCAGGCCUCAUGAAAAGUGAGGCAGGAGAAGCGCCCUACAUCACCUCAGCCGGUUUCCAGUUCCUCCUACUGGACACAGCCUCUCAGCUGUGGUACUUCACCCUGCAGUACCUCAAAACUGCUCAGUCCAGAGGGAUGGACCUGGUGGAGAUCCUGUCAUUCUUAUUCCAGCUCAGCUUCUCGACUCUGGGCAGAGAUUACUCGGUGGAGGGCAUGAGCGAAUCAUUACUCACCUUCCUGCAGCACCUGCGGGAGUUUGGACUGGUCUUCCAGAGGAAGAGGAAGUCGAGGCGGUACUACCCCACCAGGCUGGCCAUCACUCUGGCAGCGGGGGUCACCACCAGCUCCCCCUCCUCCUCAUCCUCCUCCUCCUCAUCCUCCUCCAACUUGGCUUCCACUCCUAGUACUGGAGAUGCUGGCUUCAUUGUGGUGGAAACCAAUUAUCGCAUCUAUGCCUACACAAACUCAGAACUUCAGAUCGCUCUGGUGGCUCUCUUCAGUGAAAUGCUGUAUCGUUUUCCCAACGUGGUGGUUGCUCAGGUAACGAGGGAGUCAGUGCAACAGGCCAUCGCCAACGGCAUCACUGCACAGCAGAUUAUCCACUUUCUAAGGACCAGAGCUCACUCCGUCAUGCACAAACAGACCCCAGUGCUGCCUCCAACCAUAACCGAUCAGAUCAGACUGUGGGAGCUGGAGAGAGAUCGGCUGCAGUUCACAGAGGGAGUGCUCUACAACCAGUUCCUCUCCCAGGCGGACUUCGAGGUGCUGCGAGACAGAGCUCAGGGUUUGGGCUGUCUGGUGUGGCAGGACGUGGCUCACAGGGUGAUGGUGGUGACGCCGCAGGGACACAGCGAGGUCAAGAGGUUCUGGAAGCGACAGAAGUCUCACACGUAAAUGGCGACACAAAGGAAAAACGUUCACCUCUGUUCAUUCUUCUUUCCUUUUUGAGUAGUGAAUGACUGUUUUAUAUACUGCAAAUAAAGCAAAUGAUGUUGAA